GCAUAAGUCAUCUAGUUUAUAUUUUGUGUUGACAUUAGUUGAUAUCAGUGUAACAAAAGCUGCAAAAAUUAGCAAUACUUAUUAAUAAAGUCUUCUUGUGUUAUAAACGUAACACUUGUAACAUUAGAAUCAAUAGAUCAAAGUAUGUCAAAGAAACGAGAUAUUUCUCGUGAAGAAAUUGCAAAGCAAUUUUUGCUGCCAGAACGUCAGUCGAAAAUCGACACACUUUUAAAACAGGAUGGACAAGCAUACUGCAUUUGUCGUUCCUCCGACUCCUCCCGAUUCAUGAUCGCUUGCGAUGCUUGCGAAGAAUGGUACCAUGGAGAUUGCAUCAACAUAUCCGAGAAGGAAGCAAAAUUGAUUCGACAGUACUUCUGCAUUCGCUGCACUGAAGAAGAUUCAACAUUGAAAACACGUUGGAAGACGAAACGAGAUGAUCUGCCGGUUCGGCAGAACCCACCGACUGAAGCCGAUUUCAAGCAGAAGAAACGAAAGGAAAGAAAUGAGAACAUCAAGGAUAAGAAACCGAAGAAAUGCGGGGACUGCAUGGGGUGUUUUAGAACGGAAGAUUGUGGUCGCUGCGACGUUUGCAGCAAUAAGAAAAAUAGCAAGCACGGUUCUAAGCACAAGGAGAGAUGUAAGCAACGGAUUUGCGUGAAUUACGGUGGGGUGCACUCCAGGGGUAGAAGAAAGAGAAGAGAUUCAAGUUCUGAGCGAGAAUGCUCCACUGCUCAUUUACAGACGGACUAUGCUAGGCAGUGCCAUGGCCCUAGUUGCACAAAUAGUGCUAGGUUUGGGUCUAAAUAUUGCUCUGAUGCUUGCGGUAAUCGCCUUGCGACUAAUAGGAUCUAUCAGGUUUUACCGCAACGUAUACAAGAAUGGGCAUUGAGUCCUUGUAUGGCUGAAGACAAGAAUAUAAAAGUUUUGGAUUCUAUUAGAAAACAACAGAUCGAGGUAAAGCAAAUAUUGCUCGAAUUAGAUAAACGCCACAGUGAAUUGGACGCGAUCGUCGAGAGAGCUAAAAACGCCUCAGUCGAUCCGGACGCUGAAUUCGACUACGAUGAAGAAGGCGAGAUGUCCACGUAUUGCAUAACUUGUGGGCAUGAGAUCCACUCAAAAACUGCCGUUAAGCAUAUGGAGAAAUGUUUCAACAAGUAUGAAUCACAGGCUAGCUUUGGGUCAAUUUUCAAAACUCGUAUUGAAGGGAAUGUAAUGUUUUGCGACUUCUUCAAUCCCAUCAACAGGACGUACUGCAAACGUCUACGGGUACUCUGCCCUGAGCAUUGCAAAGACCCAAAAAUUGGAGAUCACGAGGUAUGUGGAUGUCCGUUGGUCACAAACGUGUUCGAUCAAACAGGGGAGUUCUGCAGAGCACCAAAAAAGAAUUGCGUGAAGCAUCAUGUCUGGGAGAAAUUACGACGUGCAGAGAUUGAUUUGGAGAGAGUUAGGCAAUGGCUGAAGAUGGACGAGUUAUUAGAAAAGGAAAGGCAAAUCCGCCAGGCUAUGGCAUCCAGAGCUGGAGUCUUGGCUCUUAUGCUUCACUCGACUUACAACCACGAAGUCAUGGAGGAAAUAACGAAGGCGAGUCAACAGGAUCAACAUGCAAUGCAAAAGGAAUUGGCGAAGAGAUUCAGGAAGGGAUCAAUAAAACCAACCGUUCCCUGAUUGAAUCCGUUUACUGA
Molecule: messenger RNA, 1682 nt
Organism: Nicrophorus vespilloides
Lineage: Eukaryota; Metazoa; Arthropoda; Insecta; Coleoptera; Silphidae
Gene: Cfp1
Product: CXXC-type zinc finger protein 1
Exons: 5
Coding region: 145-1665 (506 amino acids)
Biological process (GO): positive regulation of DNA-templated transcription
Cellular component (GO): Set1C/COMPASS complex
Molecular function (GO): zinc ion binding; DNA binding
Source: RefSeq, a predicted model, not a curated record